Messenger RNA from Anopheles maculipalpis, 564 nucleotides. RefSeq names its product tetratricopeptide repeat protein 36 homolog. The transcript has 3 exons. Lineage: Eukaryota; Metazoa; Arthropoda; Insecta; Diptera; Culicidae. Gene Ontology annotation, molecular function: protein binding. The coding region runs from base 1 to 564 and encodes 187 amino acids. Gene Ontology annotation, biological process: cilium assembly. The record is from RefSeq and is a predicted model, not a curated record.
AUGAGCACGCUGACCAAAGACUGUCUGUCCGAGCACGAUCGACAAGUGUUAGAAUCUAUCUUAAAUCCGUCGCAAAUCGGUGGUGAAGAAUAUUUGCUCCAGGAGGAAGAGAAGCAUCUGGAUGAUCCGCAAGAUGUGAAUGCGGCGAAUGAUCCGCGCGUUAAAGAAUCACAGCGAAUGGAACUCGAAGCGAUCGCACUUGCAAGCGAAGGGAAACUUCCGGACGCACUGGAGCUGCUAAGCAAAUCGAUCGAAGCAGCUCCAGAACGACCUGCACCGUGGAAUAAUCGUGCUCAGGUGUACAUAUUGCUUGGGAAAGAAGAGGAAGCACUUAAGGACAUCGAGCAAGCGCUAGCUCUAUCGAACAACGCGGGCCGCACCGGUUGCCGUGCCCUUUGCCAGCGGGGCAUCUUGAAGCGGAAAAACAACAACAUCGAUGGAGCGCGGGAGGACUUUGAGGUGGCCGCUAAGCUGGGCAGCAAGUUUGCACGCACCCAGCUGAUUGAGCUGAAUCCGUUUGCGGCACUGUGCAAUCAGAUGUUGCGCGAAGUUAUGAAAAUGUGA